This is a messenger RNA of Laetiporus sulphureus 93-53, 240 nucleotides long. RefSeq lists its product as uncharacterized. The record is from RefSeq and is a predicted model, not a curated record. NCBI's taxonomy places the organism in Eukaryota, Fungi, Basidiomycota, Agaricomycetes, Polyporales, Laetiporaceae. The annotation marks the transcript as partial. The transcript is spliced from 2 exons.
GUUGACGAGCCACUUUUUUUUACAUCUCCUGAAGCACACUUUCACAUUUCUGACUCACAGAGGUAUUCCGAAGAUAUUACCUCAUGGCUUCAAUCAAACAGAAAUGACCCUGCCUGCGCAAAUUUCCUUCCGCUCCUCAAGGACCACAUCCUUGGUCACUUGCGUGGACAUCCAUAUGAUGGCAAUGAAAGAGGUUUUUCUCACCAGGAUCACCACACGAUGAUCUUUGAGAAAAACUGA